Molecule: messenger RNA, 1074 nt
Organism: Exophiala viscosa
Lineage: Eukaryota; Fungi; Ascomycota; Eurotiomycetes; Chaetothyriales; Herpotrichiellaceae
Product: S-adenosyl-L-methionine-dependent methyltransferase
Exons: 1
Coding region: 1-1074 (357 amino acids)
Molecular function (GO): tRNA (cytidine-N3)-methyltransferase activity
Source: RefSeq, a predicted model, not a curated record
AUGGCGCCAGAUAGAGGCAGUGAGACCACUGCAGAGGCUGCGACUGUCGAGGCUGCCUUGGGGAGCCUCUCAUUGCAGGAGUCGCAGAGCGCUCUGGCGCAAGUUGUGGAUUCAUCAGACCCCGUAGCGUCAACUCCUCCGCAUCUCUCCCAUGAUCCUGCUACGAACGCGAAGCGUACAGACCCUUUCCAGUUCGGCCAGAGGCAUCUAUCAGAGUCGGACGACGUCUUCGAGUACAAUGCUUGGGAUCACGUCCUACCUGAUUCCGCACAUUAUGAUUUUUGUGAAUCUCAAUAUGCAGCGCAGCGGGCUGCCCCAGUGUCCGACUUCGACCGAGAUCGGUUUAACGAGCAUCCUGAGAAGUGGUGGGAUCUUUUCUACAAGCAAAAGACAAGCACGUUCUUCAAGGACAGGAAAUGGCUCGUUCAAGAAUUUCCUGUGUUGCAGGAGAUAACGAAGAAAGAUGCCGGGAGUAAAGUCGUCCUUGAGGUGGGUGCCGGUGCCGGAAAUACGGCCUUCCCGAUACUCAGGAUGAACGAGAAUCCAGAACUGAGAAUCUUCGCGGUUGAUUUCAGCAAAAAAGCGGUAGAGACAAUGAGAAGUGCUGAAGACUACACAAACGGCAACGGGGUCAUGUCUGCUGAAGUCUGGGACGCUGCCGGUGACAGUCUGCCUCCUGGAGUGGAAGAAGGUAGUGUCGACAUUGUCAUCAUGAUCUUCAUCUUUUCGGCCCUCAACCCCAAACAGUGGCAGCAGGCUGUGACCAACAUCAACCGGAUCCUGAAACCCAAGGGCGAAGUUCUGUUCAGAGACUAUGGCAGAGGUGAUCUCGCUCAGGUCAGAUUUAAGGCUGGAAGAUGGAUGGAGGAUAAUUUCUACGUCCGGGGAGAUGGCACAAGGGUAUAUUUCUUCGAGAAGGAACAGCUCGAGGAGAUUUGGGGAGGCAGCUUCGACUUCUUGAACCUGGAUGUUGACCGGCGGUUGAUUGUCAACCGACAGAGACGGAUCAAAAUGUACCGCUGUUGGAUACAGGGUCGGUUUCAAAAGAAAGCUCCUGGAACUCUUCCGGAAUGA